AUGAUUGGAGAUUUGAGAGACGGCGCUACGACUGCAGUUGGCAGGCAGGUUCGAGAAUGUAUCACAGGUGCUGGAUCAUGCGAGAACCAAGACCAAAAGAGCUAUAACCGCCCUGGCGACCUGGGAACUGCCCUCUGUCAGGCUGAUUCAUGUUGCGUUUGGGACUUUGUACAAGAAGAAUUAGUCGAGUCAUUUCGUAAUGGAAAUGGGACGUGCAAUGGCCUUGCUCGAGCCUCUGUGAGACUCGGGUUUCAUGAUGCUGGGGCAUGGUCCAGAAGCAGUGGUGCUGGUGGUGCUGAUGGCAGCUUGCUGCUAAGCUCGGAUGAGAUCAAUCGACCAGAGAACAAUGGCCUACAAGAGAUUCGAACCAGGGCAUUGCAGCUCUUGGAUAAAUAUUCAAGAUAUGGUGUCACGGCCGCUGACUUGGUGCAGUUCAUGCACAAUGUCGCUACUGUAACCUGCCCCCUGGGUCCUAGGUUGCUGACUUUUAUAGGACGCCCUGAUCGCCGAGAAGCGAACCCCAUGGGUCUUAUACCAAGCAACAACGCUACAGAUGCAACAUUUCUCAUUGAGCUCUUUCAAAACAAGACCUUCACAGCACGCGAUCUCGCUGCCUUACUUGGAGCGCACACUGUGGCCCAGCAAUUAUUUGUCGAUCCUUCGAAAGCAGGCCAGACACUCGAUUCUACACCAGGAGUUUGGGAUAUGAAUUUCUACCGCGAGAUGGCAUUGCCUGAACCCCCUUCAGGAGUUUUCCGGCUACCAAGCGAUGAAGCCCUUUCUCUAGCUGACGGCACCUCCUCGCGUUUUGAGGCAUUCACAGAUGUCACCUUCGGUCAGACGGUCUGGAACCGAGAGUAUUCGACAGCAUAUGUGCGCCUUAGCCUUCUUGGUGUCAACAACAUCAACCGACUUACCGAUUGCACCAAGGUACUGCCUGGUGCUGUGACCUCCUUUUCGGUGACAUCCUCAUCCUCAUCACCAUCUCCUUCUUCAUCUUCAUCUACCGCCCCAUUAUCGUCAAGUGAAUCCGGGUACAUGAUAUGCUGUGUUUUACUUUGCAUGUUGAUAUUGGUGAUAUGA
Molecule: messenger RNA, 1083 nt
Organism: Penicillium crustosum
Lineage: Eukaryota; Fungi; Ascomycota; Eurotiomycetes; Eurotiales; Aspergillaceae
Product: heme peroxidase
Exons: 4
Coding region: 1-1083 (360 amino acids)
Biological process (GO): cellular response to oxidative stress; hydrogen peroxide catabolic process; response to reactive oxygen species
Molecular function (GO): heme binding; peroxidase activity
Source: RefSeq, a predicted model, not a curated record